Molecule: messenger RNA, 3094 nt
Organism: Pseudovirgaria hyperparasitica
Lineage: Eukaryota; Fungi; Ascomycota; Dothideomycetes; Acrospermales; Acrospermaceae
Exons: 5
Coding region: 253-2598 (781 amino acids)
Biological process (GO): microtubule cytoskeleton organization; mitotic spindle midzone assembly
Cellular component (GO): cytoplasm; mitotic spindle midzone; spindle
Molecular function (GO): microtubule binding
Source: RefSeq, a predicted model, not a curated record
UAUAGCUUGAGGUACCACCGCACCGAAUCUCCCAUUCAACAUCACUACCAUAUCUGUUUUCUCCGCCAUCUGCCAUUCAUUCCGCUGCACGUUCGGGCUCAAGGCUCUAAAAAGGGCUUCUGGUUCUGAGACUGCGACGCCGCACAGUUUUCGUUGCGACUCUUGCGACUUCGACAAGCUUUCCCGCCUUGCAUGCAAGAUUUUGCAUGAUCGUCUAAAACACAUCUCGUGCGCCGUUGGGGCAUAUCAACAAUGGACACUAGCUAUCUUGCUCAACAAGUUACCACCAUCAUUGGACAGCUCCAUGGUCUGUUCGAUGAUAUUGGUGUACCAAGCCACGAAAGAGAUUCUCGAGAAGCUGAGCUCUUCUCUGCGCUUUCCGAAACUCUACAUAACCAACUCAAGAUCGUCACAAAUGAGAAGCAUGAGCUCACCGAAGAAGCACACCGUCUGGUGUCGACUAUACAACAAAUGGAAGACUCACUCGAGGACGUAAAACCAAAUCACGCUUAUCCAGUUGACACCGCAAGCACACAAGUCACAUAUCCGCUCAUGCGAUGCAUACAAGGUCUAAAGGAGAAAUACAACGUUGUUCAUAAGCUACACAAGGAGCGCCUUGAGCAAGUCAAGAAACUUGUUGAAGCGCUCGAAUCGUAUUCUGCACAUCUUGAACCGUCAUUCAUCAAGAUAAAGCUACCACCUACCUCGCCCAACGCCGUGGUUCCACCAACUUUCGAUCUCUCCCCUGCCUACGUACAAUCUGUCGAUGUUGAGUUCACGAGAGUGUAUGAAGAAUACACACGACGCGUCGACGUAGUCCGAAGCACAUGCGAUGAGAUGAUCAAGCUGUGGGCUGAGCUGGGAACGCCACAGGCGCAGACUGACACUACAAUCGUCAAAUACGCACGCGACGCGCCUGAACAGUUAGGUCUGCACAAGGACGACCUCGAACGAUUGAAAGCGAAGAAAGACAAGCUUGUGGACGAGAAACGAGCUCGUGAGCGCCGGCUCAAAGACCUCAAAACACAGAUUGAGGUAUUAUGGGAGAAGCUCCAGUACGAUGAGUCGAAAAGAAAACAGUUCCUGUCCAGUAACCGCGGCUGUGGCUUAAGAACUAUCAACGAAUUCGAGAGUGAACUUGCACAACUAAUCGAGCUGAAACGACAAAACCUUCAUCUAUUCGUUGAGGAUGCUCGUUACAAGCUUCAGGAGCUAUGGGACGGCCUGUACUUUUCCGAGGAAGAAAUGAUGGACUUUACUCCCGCAUUCUCUGAUGUUUAUAGUGACGCACUACUAUCUGCCCAUGAAAAUGAGAUCGCACGUCUGGAAGCCCUGCGGGAACAGCGUGCUCCGACUUUAGAGCUCAUAGACAGGCACCGAACCCUAGUUCAGGAACGAGAUGAUUUGCAAGCUUCAAGUCAAGAUGCGUCUCGUCUCAUGGCUAAGGGUAGCAAAGGAGAGAAGCGCGACCCUGGCAAACUGCUCCGUGAAGAAAAAAUGCGCAAACGAAUCUCGAGAGAACUGCCAAAGCUUGAGGCAGAGCUCAAGAAGGUCCUGGAAAGAUGGGAAGAUGAGUAUGGCCGCCCAUUUUUGGUUCAUGGUGAGCGAUACCUGGAUUCUAUUGCUGCGAAGUCAACAUCGUCGAAGCCAGCACCAGCUCGAGCGAAGACUCCGUCAGCUCCACCACCGCAGGCGAAGUCCGCAAAGUCUGCACCACCUAGUCGGGCUGGUACCAUGCGUGGACCGCCACCAACCAGAUCUAAAACGCCCGUGAACAUUAGCAUGUUAGGUGCAAGUGUCACGAGGAAUAAUUUCUCCAGCUCUGUGUCCGCAGCAGCUCAGGCCAGAAGUACGAAUAAGAGUCCUUCCCGUCUACCAACUAGCACAACUCGUCAACCACUGAAGGGGAUGCCAUAUGGUGGAAAUUCUCCAGAGCGUCCGCAACCAUCAAGAGCGGACUCACAAACGAUACGAAAGAUGGCCCCGCCGCGGGCUCCGCCGCCAAAAAUGAAAGACCUCUUCGUUCCACCUCCUGCACCUUCACCUACACCACACGAUUUCGAGGACCCGCGAAGUGGUAGCAUUGUACGUCACAUCGCGCCUGAGGACCCAUACGGCGGCAGCAAUGCCUACCAUCACCACCAACCCUCAAUGAUCCGCCACGACUCCCAUGAUAACCCACGCCACCAAUACCAGCCCCAUCACCAAGACGACCAGUAUUCCAACUACUCCUCUCAUGCACCCUCAUACACGUACUCGCAGUCAACAGUCUCUAGUACACGCCAGAUUUCGUCAUCUUCGAACAAUACAGCUGCUACUACAGCGUCAGGAAGUGAAAAUUGGGAAACAUAUGAUGACAACUCGGAGCCAGAGGUCGAUGCUAGUGACGCCUACUAUGCGAAGAUGCGCCAGGCUGCGAGUCGUGGAAAGAGAUUCACGCCCGAUGGGGGCUAUCCUGCACCAGCAGGUGGCCAGGCGAAGCGAGUCAAAGGAAUACGAAGUGUCGAAGACCGCGGCGAGACAUAUGCUGAGCACGGAGGUCAAAUGGUACGUGUUGAAGGGAGUGAAGCAGGUUGGGAAGAUGAAGAGGCAUAUUGAGCGUGCUUAGUGCGUUGUGCCUUUGCGCGGACAUCUUAUGCUGACCUAGGCAUUUGUCUUGGCAUGUGCACCGGGUGCAUUUGACGACGGACGACUUAUUAUGAUCACGACUACGGGUGCUAUGCGCCACGAUCCUUUCUGGGUCGUUGUCUUUGAGGUUUGAAGGUUCUUGUAUACUACUAGAGUUUUAUCUGCGCGCGCAGCUGGAUGUGGCUUCUACUUCUGAUUCUCUUUCGGUUUUAACAUGCAUUUCUUGUUGUUCCUUUCACGUCUUCGAUUUAGAAAUCGAAUUGGGUGAUAGCGGCGUAACGUGUUUUCGGGUGUUUCGAUGCGGAUGGUGCAUUUGACCUUGUCUGCGUGAGGUGGUACCAGAGUCGCAUAAUAUUAGCUAGUAACAACAACGUCUGUUCCUGGAGAGCCGGACGGGACCAGCAUGUAUGUGUUGUGGAUUUCAAUAAACCUCGUAGCAAUCGUGAAUUCACAAAUGAUGUACGGU